UUGUUGUUUGUCAACAGGAGCUUCCUUAGGACCGAAGAUGACGGAAAAGCACCAACUCACUCAGGAUGCGCUGGCACCCAAAUCACCGCAGCUCAGCAACAUAGGAGGGCAACAAAAUGUUCCCUGGGAUGUCCAGUCACGUGGCCAGGUUGGGAACAGUACGCCAUUUGCAAUCAAAUCGGAAGUACAACCAAUGCCGCCAUCUUGCGACGGGAAGGGAAAUGACAGAACCGAAAAGGAUUUCCACUGGCCGAUGUGGAACCCUGGGAAGGAUGAUAUUAGAAAUCAAUCUGCUUACAUCAAUCAAAUGAUAGACGACAGACCGAAUCAUUCGACGCCAGAAAUUUCCCGCCAAAUUGGACCGUCUGCUUUUACGGAUCCUAUGCCGUCAACUGGCGGGAAAGAAGUUGCUCCUGGCCAAAAUGUAAAACAAUUUUAUCAGCCAGAUUCUUACAAAAUGUGUAAAAGUGUCAACAAUGACGGGAAGCAGCUAUUUUGCGACGACUCCGGCAACAAGGAGAAAUAUUCAGGUGAUAUGAAAUUGGAACCCCUCGGAACGCACGCGUCAAUGUCAGGACGGGCGGACGGAGGUCAGACCGGAAAUGGAGUAGCGCAGAAGCGAGUGUACGUCCCAGCCGAUCCCUCCCUAUGGACGCCGGAACAUGUGCGCCAGUGGUUGGAGUGGGCAAAGAAGGAGUUCAGCCUGCACGACGUGGACAUCAAGAAGUUUCAGCACAUGCACGGCCGGGAACUGUGUCACCUGGUCAGGGAUGACUUCAAUCGGCUCACCAAUCCGUACCAUGGCGAGAUUCUCCUGGCGCAUCUCAACUUCCUUCGUCAAUCGGUUAUAUCCAAUCCAUCCGGUGGUGAAGAAUUUGACAUGGGUCUCCAAAAGAUGACGUCGCGAAAGACAGAAGCCUCGUUGUCGCCAUGUUCGUACAGCUGUAGUGUCCCGGAUGUUCCAAAUAUCAGAAAUGAACCAAAAAUCGACCCUCUGCACGCGAAAACAGUUUGGUCAUCACCCCCUCCGCCAACACAUCAGAGUCAAGCUGGUUAUUUCCACAGUUGUAUGACCCAACAGAACAGAGAUAUUGUACACCAACACUGGCGAACACAAGAUCCAUAUCAGUUGUUUGGGCCUAUAUCAAGUCGGCUAUCGAAUUCAGGAAGUGGACAGAUCCAACUGUGGCAGUUCCUCCUCGAGUUACUCAGUGACAGUGCCAACGCAAGCUGCAUCACGUGGGAAGGAACGAACGGGGAAUUCAAGUUAGUCGACCCGGAUGAAACAGCAAGGAGGUGGGGCGAACGCAAAAGCAAACCGAAUAUGAAUUACGACAAACUCAGUCGAGCGCUCCGGUAUUACUAUGACAAGAACAUCAUGACGAAAGUGCACGGGAAACGAUACGCCUAUAAAUUUGACUUUGCUGGCCUUGCUCAAGCCCUGCAGCCUUCUCCAGCCGACCCAAUGUCGUACAAGUACCAACAGGAUCUUUUCAUGUCUAGCUACCCCUACAAUCAAUCGUUGAAUUUCAUGAGCGCGCAUGCGUCGAUGCCGACCACGCGCUCGGACUUUUUCGGAAACCCAAGCUCAACUUGGACCAAUGCCAGUGCCAACUUGUACCCGAAUCUUCCCAAUCACACGAUGCUGCCCCAACCUCGGCAUAUAUCACCACACUUAGGUUCCUACUAUGCCUGAGGUUGAACCGAAUAUCAGGCCAAGACUUUGUACAUAAAUAGAAAUAUUCGUGGCAUGUGAAAAUUGUGUCGUCCGCGAUUUCAUCAGACGCCACCUAACGAUGAGUCAAGAUAGCGUCUUCAAGGAAGGCGUUCGACAUAUAUUCUCAGGCGAAUAACUUUCUGAAAAUGUGCCUUAACAUCUGAACAUUGUUAAAUUCUCCGUCACAUAAAGACAGUGAAAACCAACUGACACUUCACCAAAAUGUUCUUGGUGUCCGUUGAUACCCGCCAGUUUCCGAGAUUCGGCAAGCAUACGAAAGCCCAGAAGGCUCAUUCCAAAUUCGAAUUUGGAAUGAGACUCGAAUUUCGAAAUUGGAAUGAGCCUUCUUGGCUUUCGUACAACAAUGUUUGAACGGUCAACAGGACAUACUCACGUAUGGAUGAUAUUGACCAAUCAGAUUUCUUUACUUAAGAGUUGGGUGCUCAUACACAUGUUGACACUCAAGGGCGGGGCCGCACAGACUUUUUACCGAACAUUUCCGAAAAAUGAGGGAUUAGUGGAAAUGUGCCCAUGUUCACCAACAAGUUUUGACUUUCGAAAUAUUGGAUACACAACAGCUGAGCUUCAGCACCUCUGAAAACAUAGGUUUGUCCAGGCAUGCCUGUGGAUGGUCCAAGUAUUUGACCUAAAAGCCUACGCCGUUCGUUCAAAUUUGAAAUUGAAUUUGAUUUUUUUUUUAAUUGUGUCAACACACACUAAAUAUAAAUCUCAACAUUACUGUUGCGUACACAUACUGUACUCUAUGAGUUAGUAUUUUAUCACAUUGACAUGACUGUCUGGUUACUGUAGGGAGGCAAUGUUGUUGUUUUUUUACUUGUGCACGAGAAAAAACAAUGAGCACGAACAGUUUUGGCCUUUAGGUAAAUCAGGCUCGUUGAUUGACCAAUAAUACCGAGUUUCCGCAAAUCUCACGAAUAUUAAUUACGAAUUACGAACUUAUAAUCAAAAAAGGAACUUGCGUUCCAUUUUGCAGUCAGUCGUAUCUGGUGUUAUGAAUUAGAAGUUAAUGUUUUCAUCCAGGUCCGGUCUUAUUUAAAAAACGGACGCUGCGACAAUUUAUACUAAUUCGUAAAGACUCGACCAGUUCGUCACAAGAAUUCAAAACUCGCUGCGUCUAAGAAAUUACAGUGGAUUGGUGAGAGAACAUUGGAUCCUGAGUCACGGACCCUUCCAAUGGUAACAGACGUUGACCAGCUUAGAAACCCAUGAUCUUAUGGUUUCUUCCGCGGAUAAAUAGCAAUUCGUAAUUGAUGAGAUUUGCGGAAUCUCGCUAUUCUUGGUGGACCAACCAGCUUGAGAACUGAUCCAAAAGUAUACUUCUCAGAAUGAAGGCUGAUCCGCAGUUGACCAACGAAAAUUAGUGAUUUGAUGAACAUUUAUCAGUUGACACGUAUUAGUCGUAUACAUGUAGUUAAAUCUCCCAGUUUUCAGAAACUCUCUUUAUUCUACUGUUGAUUGAAAAUCCAAGAGGGUCCAUCAGGGUUGGGCACUGAUCUAAUUGAUAUCUAUAUUCAUGAUCAUGACUUUGUACAUAAAUUGAUUACCGCCGGUUAAUUGUUAUAGUGAUCUACUGAGAAAGAAGCACGUGAACGAAACCGGAGUACACAAUAUUGCAAAACGUUCUCUGUUUCUCGUGGGCAGUUUUUCAAUGCGAAUCGACAGUGAGUUUCCGCAUCACUGACAAAAUACGAUCCACGAAGACGAAUUCCUUGUAUUAGCGGUUGUAACCGGUUCCUGAAUGAAGAAAUCGUAAUUCGUAAUCGUUGUUCGUUUAGCGACGCGGAAGCUUCUUAAUGCCGCAUAAGGUAGCGUGUAUGAAUGAGACCUCCUCGUCCAGAAAAGGCAGUUCUGUUAUUUUGGUGAAGGAGCGUCUAUCAAACCAAAAGAUCGACAAAAGCGAGUGCCGCGCCCCUCCUUUGAAGGAAGUUGGUCUACAAUGUUGAAAUGACGCAUCACUGUAUAUUUUAUCAAAUGUUUAUUUUCACCAAAAAAAGUUAGGGGGAUUCUGGCUUUUUGAAUACGUCCUUGACGCAAUAAAUCACCAUCGGUGGGUCAAACAGUGUGCGGGUGAUCCUCCACCAACUCCCGGGCUGCACGUUCCCGCUAAAAACGUGUCGGAAAGAAAAUUCAACUCAGAUUGCGGCUGACCACAAAAAGCGCCCGAUAUUUUUUGUAGGGAAUGUAUCGGGACUGGAUCCCCGCAUCACCCAUGUCAGAUCCCUUUCAGACUUUCCUUCCUGAAACUUUCCCUGUCAAAUAAUAAUCACUUGAGUAUUCAACGAGUUCGUUACAUGUACUUUCUAGGGAGUUCUUGAAGACGUCAAAUGAAAUGACACGUCGGCCCUGCUUAAUGUGGCAAAAAUGACACUGCCUUGAGUCAAAUACAGACUAUAUUUUCGCAAAGAUUUUCGUGAAAGAUUUCGUGAGGCAGAGUCGACCGAGGAGUCAACCAUAUUGCUCCAAAGGCAAGCCCACAGGGGAGCUUACUCAUUUUAUCCAUUCUAGCGGCAUCAAAGACAAGAUUUGGUUAUUUCUUUACAAAUAUUGUUAAGGUGAUGAUUUCGCCCGAGCGGAAGAGAUUGGAUUUCCUCUGGUUAAUAGGAUAUUGAGAAGCGAUUGUACAAUAUAGCAACCUUUCAUUCCAAGCGCGACACGAUCGGCCCACUGAGCGACGACACCGGGUAUUUUAAGUUUCAUAGUCGGGAGUAUGUUAAAGGGGAAACAGUCGUUAUAAAUAGGAGUUGACUUGUUUUUCCCCUGAAAAUCGGGAAGUUUUGGUCCACGAUCUCAGAUCAGGUUGUACAUGUAUGAUACUAUAACAAUAUAUAUGUACAUGUAAUUUCAAAAAAAGGUCUAGAAGUAUCUAUCAUGUAAUUCACGAUGAGUCGUUCAUGCUCGUCAUGUGCGACUAAAUGUAAAUUAAAGUAAAACGCUCGCUAUUUAUAGCAUAUCGUUGUAAUAAACAUUUCCGUGUAAAUAUCA
This is a messenger RNA of Lineus longissimus, 4720 nucleotides long. Its product is annotated as Friend leukemia integration 1 transcription factor-like. Gene Ontology annotation, biological process: regulation of transcription by RNA polymerase II; cell differentiation. The transcript is spliced from 8 exons. Lineage: Eukaryota; Metazoa; Nemertea; Pilidiophora; Heteronemertea; Lineidae. Gene Ontology annotation, molecular function: DNA-binding transcription factor activity, RNA polymerase II-specific; sequence-specific DNA binding. The coding region runs from base 38 to 1696 and encodes 552 amino acids. Gene Ontology annotation, cellular component: nucleus. The record is from RefSeq and is a predicted model, not a curated record.